UGUGAAAUCUCUGUCGCGCCUUUAAUACCGACCUCUGCAUCCAACCCCUUACCUUCGCCUCUCUCUCUCUCUCUCUCUCUCUCUCUCUCUCUCUCUCUCUCUCUCUACUACUUCUAGAUAGAGAAAGAGAAGCUGUGGACUUCCCUUCCAUUAUUAAUUUCCAUGGGGAAUAAUAGAAACUAGGUUAAUUUACCAAAAUUCCAGGGACGGAGAGAGAUUGUGUAUUUGCGAUCCAUGGCGGAGGAUGCUCCGGCUCCGCCUCGUAGGGUUCUUAUCAUCUCCGCUGGAGCCAGUCACUCCCUCGCUCUUCUCUCCGGGGACGUCGUUUGCUCAUGGGGACGAGGAGAGGAUGGGCAGUUAGGCCACGGUGAUGCAGAGGAUCGACCUUCUCCAACACAGCUGAGUGCUCUGGAUGAGCACCAAGUUGUCUCUGUUACCUGCGGUGCUGAUCAUACCAUUGCUUAUUCAGAGUCACAGAAGGAGGUCUAUAGUUGGGGAUGGGGAGAUUUUGGGAGGUUAGGCCAUGGAAACUCUAGCGACUUGUUCACUCCACAACCAAUCAAAGCGUUACAUGGCAUUCGGAUAAAACAGAUUGCUUGUGAGGAUAGCCAUUGUUUGGCUGUGACCAUGGAAGGAGAGGUGCAGAGUUGGGGACGCAACCAGAACGGUCAACUUGGUCUCGGGGGCACAGAAGAUUCUUUGGUACCUCAAAAGAUUCAAGCUUUUGAGGGAGUACGAAUCAAAAUGGUAGCUGCAGGUGCUGAACAUACUGCUGCGGUUACUGAAGAUGGCGAUCUUUAUGGAUGGGGCUGGGGAAGAUAUGGAAAUCUAGGAUUAGGUGACAGAAAUGACCGCUGGGUGCCUGAAAAAGUUACCUCUGCUGGUGGUGAGAGGAUGGCAAUGGUUGCUUGUGGAUGGCGACAUACUAUAUCUGUUUCUUUCUCUGGUGCAUUGUACACUUAUGGUUGGAGCAAAUAUGGUCAACUAGGACACGGAGAUUUUGAGGAUCACCUUGUUCCUUGCAAGCUGGAAGCCUUGAGCAACUGUUUCAUAUCUCAGAUAUCAGGAGGUUGGAGACACACCAUGGCACUGACCUCAGAUGGAAAGCUGUAUGGAUGGGGUUGGAAUAAGUUUGGACAAGUAGGAGUCAGUGACAAUGUAGAUCAUUGUUCUCCUGUGCAAGUGAGAUUUCCCAAUGACCAGAGAGUAGUACAAGUCUCUUGUGGAUGGAGACAUACCUUGGCUGCCACCGAACGAAAUAAUGUGUUCUCGUGGGGAAGAGGUACAAAUGGACAGCUGGGCCAUGGAGAGUCUGUUGACAGGAACUUCCCAAAGAUCAUAGAGCCUCUGAGCGUGGAUGGAGCGAGUGGGCAACAGAUAGAAUCCUCAAACUUCGAUCCAUCGACGGGCAAAAGCUGGGUGUCACCCUCAGAGAGAUACGCAGUUGUUCCUGGUGAAACUGGUCAGACGGAACUGUCAGACAGCGGUAACGGAGGCGAUAUCAGUGUCCCGCAAAGCGAUUUCAAGAGGUUGCGAUCUUGAAACCCAUCAUCGGACCAGGCGUUCAAGUAAACUCCAAUCAGGGCCUUCUCAAACGAGGUAAAAGCCGUUUGAUUUUUUUUUUUUUAAAGUCGUGUUAAAUGGCGUUAGUGUUAAGUCCUUUGUCACGAUGGCCAACGUCUGUUCUUAGAAUCCACAAUCAUAGGUUCAAUCCAUCUUAUUUGCCAUUCUAA
This is a messenger RNA of Tarenaya hassleriana, 1733 nucleotides long. RefSeq names its product ultraviolet-B receptor UVR8. The transcript has 12 exons. NCBI's taxonomy places the organism in Eukaryota, Viridiplantae, Streptophyta, Magnoliopsida, Brassicales, Cleomaceae. The coding region runs from base 235 to 1542 and encodes 435 amino acids. The record is from RefSeq and is a predicted model, not a curated record.